Messenger RNA from Hyaloscypha bicolor E, 2413 nucleotides. RefSeq names its product WD40 repeat-like protein. The coding region runs from base 52 to 1989 and encodes 645 amino acids. The record is from RefSeq and is a predicted model, not a curated record. Gene Ontology annotation, molecular function: protein binding. Lineage: Eukaryota; Fungi; Ascomycota; Leotiomycetes; Helotiales; Hyaloscyphaceae. Gene Ontology annotation, biological process: maturation of SSU-rRNA from tricistronic rRNA transcript (SSU-rRNA, 5.8S rRNA, LSU-rRNA). Gene Ontology annotation, cellular component: nucleolus; 90S preribosome; small-subunit processome. The transcript has a single exon.
GAAAACAGCAGCGACUUCCUCAGGCUUUGGGCACUCACAUACCACUCAGCAAUGAAGCUCACGAAUCCAAACGACGUGCCCGUCUACACGAUCUCUGGCGCGUCUACUGCGCGGCCGCUUCCAGACUGGCUUGCGCGAAAACGGAAGCGCAGCUUAAAGAACGAUCCCGAGUACGCAAAUCGAGUCGAACUGCUCCAGGAUUUCGAAUUCGAAGAAGCCAGCUCCUGCAUCAGGGUCAGCGAAGAUGGAGAAUGGGUGAUGAGUACAGGCACAUACAAGCCGCAAAUUCAUACACAUUACCUUCCUCAUCUCUCUCUAUCCUUCGCUAGACAUACUACAACCUUGAAUCAUUCUUUUGUUCUUCUAUCCUCCGACUACUCCAAGUCUCUCCAUCUACAAACGGACAGAAGACUCGAAUUUCACACACCUGGAGGUUGCCACUACCAAACUCGACUCCCAAGGUAUGGCAGAGAUCUGCAGUACGAUCGGCACUCCGCUGAAGCUUUGAUUCCCGCAGUUGGGGUGAAUACUGAUGGAAGUGGAGAGGUGUACCGGCUGAAUCUCGAGAUUGGGAGGUAUAUGAAGCCGUACCAGGUGGACGUUGGAGGUGAUGACCUGGCCACGGCUGGGGGAGGAGCAUUACAGGGCGGGAUCAACACGGGGAGCGUGAACGUGGCCGCAAUCGCGGAGGACAGUCAUAGCCUCUUAGCCUUUGGAACAUCAAUAGGGACGGUAGAGUUCUGGGACCCUAGAGCUAAGGCGAGAGUUGGCAUUCUGGGAGCUCAAGAAGGAGAAAUCACAGCACUCGACUUCGAUAGAUCAGGAUUGUCACUUGUGACGGGCUCUUCUGAAGGUCUCGUCCAGAUUUUUGACCUGCGCCGACCGGUACCCAUUCUGAGGAAGGACCAAGGCUAUGGCUAUCCAAUCAAAACAUUGAUGCAUAUGACAACCUCCUCUCAAGAAAAGAAAAUUCUUUCUGCGGAUAAACGAAUUAUCAAGCUUUGGGAUGAGGUGGAUGGGAAAGCGUGGAUUUCGGUUGAGCCAGCUGUCGAUAUCAACUCGGUGGCCUGGUGCAAGCAGAGCGGCAUGAUUCUUACAGCAAACGAAGGGAAGCAGCAGCAUGCUUUCUUCAUUCCACAGUUGGGGCCAGCGCCCAAGUGGUGCUCCUUCCUAGAUAAUAUGGUAGAGGAGAUGGCAGAAGAAGCCCCGACAGAGACCUACGACAAUUACAAGUUUUUGACUCUACCAGAGCUGAAAGCUCUAAAUCUCAGCCACCUUGUUGGGACAACGAAUUUGCUGCGUCCUUACAUGCAUGGAUACUUUGUUGCAUCGAGGCUUUACGAGGAAGCCCGACUCAUUGCCAAUCCGUACAUCUGGGACGACGAGAGAACGAAAAGGGUCAAGGAGAAAGUUGAGAAAGAACGUGCAAGCAGAAUCCGAGGAAGUAAGAAAGUUAAGGUCAAUCAGAACCUCGUCGACAAAAUGCUCAAGAGACAAGAACGAAGGCAGACGGUGGACGAAGAUAUGGGGGUGCUUGGUGACAGUCGCUUUGGCAAAUUGUUUGAGGAUGAAGAGUUUGCAGUUGAUGAAAGGAGCAGAGAGUUUCAGGCUCUCAAUCCAAGUACAAAAGUGGGCGAGAAUGCUGAGAAUAGCCGUGCUGGUGCCGCGAGUGAUAGCAGUGAGAGCGAUGGUGAAGAUGAUGAAGACGAGAUUGUGGCACAGUCCAAGGUCAAAGCCAAACCGGAGAUGCGCAUCUCGUCAUCUUCGUACAAGAAAUCGGGACACCAACGACAAGAUAAGCCUCUCGGAUCUCGAACACAAGCAGGUGGUCGCGUCAACAAGACCAGAGGUGAUGUUGUGGGAGAAAGACAGGUCACUUUUGCACCAAGCACGGGCCGGAAGGAAAGAGACAAGAUUGAGCCUGCACGAAAGGGUAGACGAGACGAGGGGAGGAGGAGCGCAAGUGGAAAUGUUUUUAGGAGGCUAUAAAUUCAAUUCUCAGGCCAGCUCUCGAAUCCCCGAUAACCAAAAUACCAGGACGCCAAUACCGCCAUGCUACAAUGCACAAGAAUACGCGAGACAUUAACUCAUAAAACGGCGGUUUCCUCAAAACGAUCAUCGCCCAAUCUUCUUCGCCCACUUCGGUUGCUUUGGUGGCUCAGCCAUCACAAACGACGUCAUUUUGGGGUGUCCCUUCUCAACAUCUGGAGUCCCCUCCUUUGGCGAACCGGGAAUAUCAUCCAGUUUGGUGCUAAGCCUCCUGCUCGAUCGUCUUUUCGAAUGGAUAUCCUUCGGAAAUGUCGACCUCCGAGGGGUCAGCGCAGUAACGACUUUUCGUGCCGACUUUCGAAUGCUUGCGCGAAUCUCCCAUGAUCGUUUCUUCGCAAGAUACCAUAACACAGAAGAAACGGCU